Eleginops maclovinus (Patagonian blennie) is the source of this 3219-nucleotide messenger RNA. RefSeq names its product transmembrane protein 67 (gene tmem67). The coding region runs from base 11 to 2968 and encodes 985 amino acids. Gene Ontology annotation, biological process: cilium assembly. The record is from RefSeq and is a predicted model, not a curated record. Gene Ontology annotation, cellular component: ciliary transition zone; MKS complex. The transcript has 28 exons. Lineage: Eukaryota; Metazoa; Chordata; Actinopteri; Perciformes; Eleginopidae.
GUUGUUUACCAUGGCGACGGGGACGCUACCGUCUGUUGUUAGCAGAUACAAAGUACCUAUUAUAACAUUAUUUCUGUCUGUUUACAUAGAUCUCUUUGAUUGCCAGCAGUUUGUCAUCCCCUUCAAGUCUCCUUCAGAAUGCAGUGGGGAAGAAUUUUUCGAUAUCUCGAGUCUCUCGUGUGUGAGCUGCGGUUCAAAUCAGCUCCGGAGCACAACAGGACUGAGCUGCAUUUGCAAAACUGGUUACCAAACUCUCAUAACUGACAAGACAUCCAUCACAUGUCAGCAAUGUCCCACUGACAAACCUGCAGUAAUUACAGAUGGGUUUGGGUGUAUCCGCUGUCCGGGCAGUCUCAGUGAUGAGGGGAAGUGCCAGUGCCCACCAGGCCACAUCCUGGUGGAACGAGAUAUCAAUGGAAACCUUCUGGAUGAGGCCAGGUGUGAAAUGUGUAACGGAAAUACCCCUGGUUUGACUGUUCCAAACUACAGUGGAGACAUGUGUGAGCGAUGUCAGGCUUCCUUCAUUAACUCCUCCUGUGUGUGUAACCCUCCUAAUGUCCUGGCAGGAGGACUGUGUUUCCCUUCUGGCAGCCUCUCCACCAAUGUGAAUCCCAGUGUCAACUAUGUUCAGUUGAAGUUCAGUGUCCAGUCUGCCUGGUUUGUCAAAAACCUGUACUCUUCGUCAGCAGCCUGUCUGGUAUUCUCCAACUUGACAGCAUGUCAGGCUCUUGGGAACAUGUGUGUGAUGAACAUGCAUUCCUUCAGCAGCAUCUCCUCCGAUGCCUGCGGCCUCUUUAACACCAUCUUCAGAUCUCGGGCUGCUUUAAGCUCAACUCAAGAUAUUUCUUACUGGAGAGUUAAUCUGCCAUGGCUUUACUACGGGGACGAACCUGGACUGGCAGGUCGAGUGAUUCAGACCGAUCCUGUCCCCAUUAGGUUCAGUUUCAGAGGAAGAAACAAGAACACAGACAUUAAACUGCUUGCUGCUGUUUAUAAUGUCAGAGGAGAGUUCCUCAGAUGGGAACAAGUAGGAGCAGGUAAUCUCCAGCUUUGUCCAGGAACAACUAAGAAACAAUCUGCAGCCUUCAGCUUCGGAACUGCUUACCAAGAGAGUUGUGAUCUCUCAGUAGCAGAGCUGUUGGGUGCCCAUCCGGAGCCGUUGUUCUAUGAUGUAUUUUUGGAUCUUGGUGGAGGAGAGAACAGAAAACUUCUCCCCCUGCCUACACUGGUUUAUAACCAGCAAUACAAUGGGCGCCUAAUCAACCAAGAGAGCAUGAAGAACUGGUACCUGUCUCGCCGCAUGUUUGUUGUCGAUACGCUGAGUGGAAGAGAGAAGAGCACGAGUUCCCUGCCCAAAGUCAUCCGUGUAGCCAGCAGUGUCAAAAUAAGGUUCCAGCUGGUUCCCCGAACCCAGGAAGGCCAGGUAUUCCCGCCUCUGAUGACUGUGACGUACAGAGACGUUCCAAUCACGGAUAUCAAUACGCAAACUGUGGCUACAACUUUUGCUGUGGAGUAUGAGAUGGAUCAGAAUGAGGCUCGCAUAAAGACAGAUACUGCUCUCGGUGUGAUGGCUGGUGUGGCCCUUAUCUACUCUCUGCUGAAGACCGUAAGCUGGAAGAGGAGGAUCGCCUCUCAGCUCAUUGAUGCAGAGACGCUGCUGAAGUUUUUGAUGUUUUAUGCUGGAGAUCUGGCCAAUGUUUUCUUUGCCGUCACCGUGGGGACCGGACUUUACUGGCUCAUCUUUUACAAGGCCCAGCAGUUUGUUUCAGUGCUGUUACCACUACCUGCUCAGGAGGAGCAGUUUGUGACCUACAUUGGUUGUGCCUUUGCUCUCAAGGCUGUCCAGUUUCUCCACAAGCUGAUCCUUCAGGUGUCCAUUGAUGUUUUCUUUAUUGACUGGGAGAGGCCCCGAUGCAAAGCUAACAGAACUGUUCAAGCUGCUGGGGAGCCGAAACGUGACCCCUCUCCUGUCAGUAUCUGGAGGACAUACUUUGUGGCCAAUGAAUGGAACGAGAUCCAGACCAUACGCAAGAUCAGCCCAACUUUUCAGAUCAUGGCUGUGCUCUUCUUUCUAGAAGUGCUAGAUUUUUCCAACCUCGCCCUGAGGGACCCCUGGCCAACUUUACAGCGCUCCACUCAGGAAUACACCCCCUCAUACAGCAUCAUGCUGCGCUACGCUCUGGCAUCCACACUGUGGCUCUGCAUUGGAUUUCUGCAGGUUAUUUUCUUCACUGUGUUUCAUGAGCACUUUAUAGAGGACAAAAUCCGGCAGUUUGUAGAUCUCUGCUCCAUCAGUAAUAUUUCCGUGUUGCUGCUAUCUCACCGUUGUUUUGGCUACUACAUUCACGGGCGAUCAGUACAUGGGCAUGCAGACACUAACAUGGAGGAAAUGAACAACAAUUUGAAUAGAGAAUCUGAGUCCCUGUGUGGUCAGAGAGGUUUACUGCCGAACUCAGAGAUCCAGACCUUUCAGGUCUCUCUCACCAACCGCCUGCGAUUGCAGUAUGACAGGAUACGGGAGCAGAUUGGCAGGAGGAACGGGCCAUCGCGACUGAUGGACACAUCAUCAGCUAACCAGUUUGAGCAGAGGGCCCGAGGCUACCAGACCAUGAACCACUUCCUUGGAUCCGUUAUAGACCAUGCACAUCCUGACAUGGACUAUAUAGUGAGAGAUAAGAUGAUGUUGGAGAGGGUCAUAGGGAUGGAGUUUCUUGAACCGAGUGAAAAAAGCAUCUUUUACAAUGAUGAGGCCCACUCUUUCAGUGACGUGCUGUUUUAUGGAAAUGAGGCUACGCUGCUCAUUUUCGACACUUUGUUCUUCUGUGUCGUUGAUCUCGGGUCUCAGAGCUUUGUGCUUGCAGCUGUGCUUACAUGCGUACAGCAAAUAAUAUUUCGCCUGAUCCGCAACACUCUCGGAAGAAAGAACCUCGUCAACAAGACUUUGGUGGAUGAGAGAUUUUUGAUAUAAAAUUCCCUGCUAAGUGAUUGGAAGUGUCAGUGUUGUUUAGUGGCAUUCCUCUCAACUAUGUUUACUGUUCACAGCUUGUGCAACUCUUUUUUGUACUUUUCUUUGGAUAUACUAUAUUUUCACUGCUGUUUCUGGAUGUAAAUAUCAUAGUUUUUUGUAAAAAUGCUAAUGUUUUUAUUGAUUAAGGGAUUUUGAUAUGAAGAUCGUCUUGUUUUAAGAUAAUUUUAUUAAAAUCAAAUUGAUUUUUCAUA